AUUUUUAAAAUCAAAUCUUCUGGAUUUGUUUUAAACAUUCAUAUUUAAUUCACGUUAAUGAAAUACCGUAAUAACCGCGGCACAAUACUGCAAAUACAAUUCAGAACAUUUUUGGUGAAGAAACAAUUUUGGCAUAGGAAGCGCUGCUUUCAGGACGCUUAUUGAACUCACUUUGGCAACGGAAACGUGAACUAAUUAUUGAUAGCGAAAAGCUUUAACGGAAAUGUAAAUAACUCGCCCCCUUGUUUACCGAACUAACAACAGACAAAACCAAAACAAGAAGAAGAAGAAGUCACAAAAGACACCACAAGACCCUAAAAUCAAACCAAAGAACUCAAAAGGGAUUAAAAGACCCAAAUUUCCACAAAAUAUAUUUUUAAAAAAACCACAAAAUCAAAAUCCAAAAAUCCCAACAAAAUGCCUGCUCCAAUGGUUGCAAUUCUAAAACUUUUGUUUUUGUGUGCAUUGGCACACACUGCCGGUUGCUUGGCCUUACCGGCCAAGGGUAUUGUUGAAUCCUUUGAAACCACCACCGAUCCACCGGCCAAGAGGGCCGAAUACAUUAUUGUGCGUGGUGAAGAUUCUUCGCUGGAAAAUCCUCAAUUCAAAAUGGCCGCAUCUGUGCUACUGAAAAAUCUACAAGAUGUUGCCAGUGUUGCUGUACCACCCUUGGAUGAAGAACCCAUGGAGGAAUGCAGCAAUCCCUCACAUAAAGCCACAUUUUCGCCAUAUGAUUACACCGUCCUCCUGGCCAUGUUGGUCAUCUCCUUGGGUAUUGGUAUUUUCUAUGGUUUCUUUAAGAAAUCGGGUAGUUCAUCGAAUGAAUUCUUGCUCGGCUCAGAAAUGUCCAUCUUCCCCGUAACAUUGAGUUUGACAACGAGUUUUAUCACAGCCAUUGAGCUGUUGGGCAAUCCAUCGGAAAUGUACUUCCAGGGUACACAAUUUGUGUUGAUUGUUAUUCCCAUGGUCUUUGUUGUGCCCGUGGCUGUCAAGGUCUUUUAUCCGAUUUAUUUCAAAAUGGAACUGACCAGUUGUUAUGAAUAUUUGGGUAUACGUUUUGGCAAGGAAAUUCGUGUCUUGGGCGCCGUGUUGUAUGUACUGCAGAUGUGCUUUUAUACAGCCGUUGCAGUUUUAGCCCCUGCUAUUGCUCUCUCGAAGGCAACGGGAUUGGAUACAAAAAUAGCCGUUGUUCUCAUUUAUGUUGUGUGUGUUUUCUACUCCUCCCAGGGUGGUAUGAAGGCUGUUGUUAUUGCUGAUACUUUCCAGGCGGCUGUAUUAGCUGUUUCGUUGGUGUUAGUUGUUGCCCUGGGCAGCUUUUAUAGCGGGACUCCAGUGGAGAUUUUCAAGACGGCAGCUGAGCGAGAUCGUUUGGAAUUUUUCAAUUUCAAUAUGGACCCUACAACCCGUCACACCGUUUGGUCCGUGGUCAUUGGUGGCUUCUUCUAUUGGACAUCGUUGUUCUGCACCAAUCAGGCUUCGGUGCAGAAGUGUAUGUCGUUGAAAUCCUUGAAAUUGGCACGAAUUGCCUUGGGAUUUGCCAUUUUGGGAUUGGUCGUUGUAUUCCUGCUGAACUUCUAUACCGGUCUGAUGGUCUUCAAUCAUUAUGCCGAGUGUGAUCCUUUGACUGCUGGACGCAUUACUGCCUCAGAUCAAUUGUUGCCAUAUUAUAUUAUUAGCACCUAUGAACAUGUUUAUACCAUGGCUGGAAUAUUUGUCGCUGGUAUUUUUGCAGCAAGUUUGGGAACUGUGGCCUCUGCCUUGAAUUCCCUGUCGGCUGUCACCUGCGAAGAUUUGCUGGUGAAUGGCAUGAAUAUUAAAAUCUCUCCCGACAAGGGUGCCCUGUAUGCCAAAUGGAUGUCCUUGGGCUUUGGUGUUUUAUCCUUUGGCCUGGUAUUCAUUGUGGAACGUUUGGGUGGUGUGCUGCAGGCCACCUUGACUUUGAAUGGUCUUAUUGGCGGCGUCACUUUGGGUCUGUUUGUGUUGGGCAUAGCCUUUAAGAGUGCCAAUACCAAGGGUGCCUUCUAUGGUGGCAUCGCUUCAUUGGUUAUUGUCAUUUUCAUUGGAGUCGUGGCUCAAAUUGCCAAUGUCGAACCUGAAGAUUUGCCUUUGUCUGUGGAGAAUUGUGAUUGUUUGGUGAAUGCAACUCAAAGCCUGGCUUCGUCGGUUACAGUGCGUCGCGAGGCAGUGGAAGUUGUGGAGACGGGAUUUACGGAUUGGCCCAUUUUCAAACUCAGCUACAUGUGGUAUUCCAUGAUUGGCUGUUUAUUGACCCUGGCCCUGGGUCUGCUCAUCUCAUCUAUUGUGAACUGUGUACAAAAACGUCGUGUGCUGAAGAUCAACUCGGCCAAGAACUCGAAUAACAUGAAACUGAACUCCGAAACCAAUUUACCAAAGGAGAUUAGACCAAUGCCAACAUUGGCCAAUAAACAACCGAGCCCAGAAUUGGAAAAAGGUAUUACUGGCGAAGCUGGUGGCCAUGUAAAUCAUGCCAUACGUCUGGAUGACGAAUAAAUGUUUAGAAUAAUUCUUUUAUAUAUGUAUCCAUGUAUUAGAACCACCCACCCACCUACCUUUAUAAUUAUAUCCCAUGAAUGUGUGUGCACCAUGUAUUUAUUGUAUGUACAAAUUACCUCUUAGUUUAUAGGUUCGAAUUGGCUUCUGGAAUCGAAUUUACUACAAGCGAAAAAUGGAAUCACUGAAUCAGUUUCCGCCACACCCCGCCGAUCCCUGCUGCUUAGACAAUGAGGUUGCAAGCAGACCUCGAACAAAGUGAUACACCCCACACUAAUUUAGUCAUAAGUCUUUACGUAUUUUAUUUAAUUUUUUUAUUGCUCAAACAACAAAAAAAAAAAAAAAAAACGAAAAUAA
Molecule: messenger RNA, 2868 nt
Organism: Musca domestica (house fly)
Lineage: Eukaryota; Metazoa; Arthropoda; Insecta; Diptera; Muscidae
Product: sodium-coupled monocarboxylate transporter 1
Exons: 8
Coding region: 418-2511 (697 amino acids)
Biological process (GO): sodium ion transport; transmembrane transport
Cellular component (GO): membrane
Molecular function (GO): symporter activity
Source: RefSeq, a predicted model, not a curated record